CGGCACAAAACUCCUCACAUCCUCAGCAAAAAGUGAAAAAAAAAAAAACCUCGAAACCUCGAAAUCGAUCAGAAAAAAAGAAAGCGGCAAUGGCGAACGAGAAGACGGUGAUGGCGGUCAUCAGGGCAGCGAGGCCGUCCUUCCGCAACAACCACGACAAGAUCGCAUUCGCGGUCCACGCCUCCUUCCUCGCCUCCGGCUACGUUCUCACUGCCACCGGACCCGCCGCCUCCUCCGACACUGCCUUUUCCUCUCCGUCCACCGAUGAGGUGGGCAUGGACAACUGGCAGGAGCUAGACGAUGAGUACGCGUUCGUGUAUACGAACCCUGAGAAGGGUUCGAAGAAAGUGCUAGUGAAGUGCCUUGCGAUGCACGAUAAGUUACUGGUCGAUGCUCUGGCUGAAGGGGCUUCCGAGCCGGUUCAUCUAGAAAUUAGUGUCGGAGACUAUGCUGUAGAAAACGGGGGCACUAAUUAUUCUACGCGGUUCAAGAAUCUGGAGGAGCUGGUAAAGAGUCUGGAUGCUCUGAUUCUGUCUAAAUUGGACGGUUCUUCGCGACCCAGUUCAAGUAAUGAUUCAAGUUCGGAAACCAGUGAAGCAUCAAGAAGUAACAUAAUUGGUGUUCCAUUUGGCAGACCUCCAGGCCCUCAAGUUCAUCCUUCAGGAAUCCUAUAUCCUUCUAUAAAUCCCAUUGGUGGUAGUGAUCUCUUUCCUGGGCCUGGUGCUGGAAUGUACCCAACCAGGGGUGAUUUUGGAAUUGGUGGGAGCAUGCUUCUAGGACCCAAUGAUCCAAGCUGGCUUGGUGGAGUUGCGGGAGAUCCUGCUUUCCCUGGAGGACAACUGGGUGUACCUCCAGGUGCUCGUUUUGAUCCCUAUGGCCCACCUGGUGUUCCUGGUUUUGAGCCUAAUCGUUUUUCAAGAGCCCCACGGAGGCCUGGGAGUGGGACACAUCCCGAUCUCGAGCAUUUUGGGAGCGGUUCAGAUUUUAUUUAGAACUGUGUUUCAAUAAACUUUGUUCUCUCGUCCGCCAUCCAUUUUAUGUAAACUUAUGGAAUUUCAGCCCUAACGAGACAUGAAAAGGAUGCAUCAUCUUCCCCUUUUAUCCAGCUAUGUAUUUAAUUCUCCCUAAUUUUGUUUGUUUUGGGGCUCACAGCUAUGUAUAUAUGUUAUCGAGUUUGAAUAUGAUAUUAUAAUAACUAGAUUUGCGAUC
This is a messenger RNA of Corylus avellana, 1209 nucleotides long. RefSeq names its product proteasome inhibitor-like protein. The record is from RefSeq and is a predicted model, not a curated record. Gene Ontology annotation, biological process: proteasome-mediated ubiquitin-dependent protein catabolic process. Gene Ontology annotation, molecular function: endopeptidase inhibitor activity; proteasome binding. Lineage: Eukaryota; Viridiplantae; Streptophyta; Magnoliopsida; Fagales; Betulaceae.